UGUUCAUAUUUUCAUUUGGAGCUGUGGAUUGUGAACGGGUGAGGAGAGGCCGUGGUUGUAGGUAGAUUGAUAUUGGAAGCCUGAAACAACUAAAAUGGAGGAAGAACUCUCCUACUUACAAGAACUUAUGGUGGAGAAAGAUAGUUUGGAUCCUGCCUUUGUUCAUGCACAAAGGCUUCUUUCAAGAGAAAUAUCAAGAGUCAAAGAAUUGGGUGACAGCGUGAAAACGGAAGAAGAAGGCAGCGAUAUGAAUUCACAAGCAACUAGUUAUAAUGGAAAACCCACAUCGCCUAUGGCAGGAUCAGAGCCACCAAACUCUUCACAAGAUUCUCAAGGAAAACAGCCUGGUAGUCGCAAAUACAGGAGGCCUGGGGAGUAUGUCACUGAAGACGUCAUCAAGUUGAGCGAGAAAGUCAUCGUGCCCGUGAAGGAAUUCCCAAAGUUUAACUUCGUCGGUAAAUUACUUGGACCUCGAGGGAAUACACUGAAGCGGCUGCAGGCGCAAACUGGCACCAAGAUGUCAGUCUUGGGAAAAGGAUCAAUGAGGGAUAAAGAAAAGGAAGAUGAAUUACGAGAUAGCGGUGAUCCGAAAUACGCCCAUUUAACGGAUCCGUUACACGUGCUAAUCGAAGUCGAAGGGGUCCAGUCAGAAGCACAUUUAAGGCUGGCAGGUGCACUCUCGGAGAUAAAAAAAUACAUGACGCCGGAGAACGAUGAUAUAAGGGUACAACAGAUGCAAGAGAUGGCCUACUUGCAGAGCCUUGAGAAUCAUGACACAGUACCACCUCUACCACCACAAAUGACAGCCAUGACGAUGACGCAGAUCCCUAUAGCUGCGCAGCCGGUCGUCCGUGGAAGGGCGAGGCCCGUGUUGCGGGGCGCCCCUGCUGCGAUGGCAAGGGGGAUACGAGGCGUAAGAGUUCCAAGUGCUGCUCAUCGUGGUGGUAGAUGGGUCGGAGCAGUGAGAAUGCCCAUUCCUGUUUCAAGAAGCCUCGGACGGGCGAUCGUCACACACGUGGCUGCACCACGCCAUGCUGCGCAAGCGCCUGGACAUCGCGCCGAACCAAUCACAGUAACAACAUCAUCAGAGUACGAGACGUACGACCCAACAUAUGACUCAGCAUAUGAUGCUGCCUACGCAGAGGGAGCGACUGAAAGCGUUUACUACGAUUACUCUGGUGCAGAGGCGUACGAAUACGCUCCCACGAGCAGUGCGGGUUUUCAAACUUCAACAACGUAUAAAGCGCAGCCAGUAAGACAAAUGAAGAGGGUCGCUAGGGAGGCGACUUAUCCGUAUUGAUCACCACCAAGCUAAAUAUAAAUGAUGAGAAGACUGGACUCUAAGUGUUGUUAUGUAGUUUUGCUAGAGCGUGUGUAACCUCCGUUUUAAACUGUCAAGGGUAGAUAUUUUAUAACCAGAUGCUCCUUUUCAUAUCCUAACUUGUAAGACUAGGCCCUAAAGGACAGAUUUAAAAUAUAUUAAUUAUCAAAUAAACGCUACGACAUAAAGAAAACCACAGGUAUGCAUCGACAAGAUAGCAACUGCUUACACAAAGUCCAUCUAAAUAGUUAGAACUGAAUGAAAACUGGCGCUUUGCGUCUCAAAAACGUCUUUUAAAAGAAUCCAGGUUAACACAUAAUUUCAGUUAUAAAUUCAAUAUAACCAUGUUAGGCUGUAAAACGGGGUCCACGAUAAUACUUCUCAAAUGCUAAAUUCUUGCAUUUAAACUUGUCUAGACAGUCGAAGACGAAUAGUUUCAGACGGAGAUAAAUGCUAAUGCUUUAGUGGCUCGUGAAUCUAUAAACGCUUCUAAUCUAAUUACUCUUUUCAAGAUCAUGUUAAAACCGGGUUUUUGCCCCAGCAGAACCGCUUGUCAAUUUUAAAGGCACCUGAAUAUCGCUCAACCUUAUUUCAUAUGUUAAACUCUUAUUUUAAUAGAUGUUACUUAAUACUUUGACAUCAUCAACUUCAAAUGAACAAUCAACUUUAAAUUGUAUCUUUAAAUUGAACAAAUAAAAUAGCUGGUGUUGUGUUAAAUACCUAAAAUUAUGUCAUACAAAUAACUUUACAUGAAUUAAAAGUUUGGUAUUCCUGAUUCAGCUCUUGGUGUCCAAUUUCUUCAAAUUUCAUUGCUGCUUAAAUCUAAUUCUGUUGCGAAACAGUUUCAAUGUAAUAUUAAUUUGUUUAAAGCGUCACACAACUUAAACAAUGAUUUUCCCAUAACACUUUUCCCAGUUUUAACCGUAACCUUAAAAGCAAUAUCCCUGUAGUGACUGCGCAGAUCUGUGAAGUUCCGGUAUUCCUAGCGAAAUGACCCCAUUGACCGCUGGCUCCGCGGUUUGCUGACAUCAGAAGUUUGUGUUUCAGCGCUGUGGCUCAUUCUUUCUGUCACUUUCUUUCAUUCUAUUUAUUCAUGCUGUUCUCAUCAAGUUUCACUCAUUCGUACUGUACUGUCACUUUAUAAACUUUAGCCUUCCAUGUAUCGCUUUGAUGUCACUUUGAAAGAAUUUCCAUUGCCCUUGCGCAAAAUUUCUAACAGAAAAGUACUUUCAUCUUUCAAUAACCUGGCACAUCCAUUUGCUCGUGUCAUGUAACUUCACUAUCUACCUUCGCCCUGCUACACUGGUAAUAUUGAAAAUUGCAUAAUGAUUUACCAUGUUAACAAGCUAAAGUUUUAAAAUCUCCAGCAUUUAAUCGUUGCAACUACAAUACUGUCUCGGUAACUCGAGUCUCAGAGUUUCAAGUUUUAAACUUUAUUUACUUCGAUUAGCAAAAGCGUUAAACACACGAUGCCAAAAUGACAGUGGUAAGUUGGAUCAAAUAUUAUAUAUUAAAAUUUUGGCAUGAAGGCCUUAAAAAUCUUCGAAUGAAAUUAAAGGGCGUUUCGGCUUAACACGAGUCAAUCUUCAACAUAUCUUCAGAAUAAAAGUUUUUUUAAAAACGGUACAGGAAAGGAGUUUAGUCUUAAUUUGCACAAUAGUACUUUAGAUAAUCAUCACAUUGUGAGUAACAAGAAAUUUAAAUAUUGCAACAUAAAUUGCGACCAUGCAGUUGAUGUGACCUAAAUAAGGAUGUGACCUAAAUUUCUAAUUACAUAACUUUGAGAAUUAAACCAUCUAAAGGGGUUAAAUUACUAGUAAUUUUUUUCCUGGGGACUAUUUUUUAGCAAACAAGAAGCUUCCACAUCUAGGAUUUUUCGUCUAUUGGUCACUUAAAUUGAAUAGACGGAUUCUAAAUAUUAGGGAUAAGAAAAGUUUAUUGGGAUAUGAAAACUAGAAUGCGGCUUAGAAUGCAAAGUAGGAUUUUGAAAUGUUUUGAUACUCGUUAAAAAGUUGUAUACUUAUUUGAGUUGAAAUCAAUGUUUAACCGUCGUUUUGUGUGCCCCACGCAUCGCCUGGCGAUAAAAUCCAAUCAGGCCACAUUCUAUUUCCUAUUUUCUGUUUCCUUUCGGUUUUUUGCUUUGUCUAUUUCCGCUAGUUAACUCCAAAGUUGAAGCCCUACUUAGACGCCCCCAGCGCAUGACAAAAACCUAGUGAUGCGCGGCGUCUUCAAGCAGUGUACAAAACCAGCACGUGGUCAAUUGAUUUUAUCGCCCAGGUUCAAGAACGUUGUUUCUAUUGCUUAAAAAUCGUAAGCUAGUUCUUUCCAGAACUGUGAUUGCCUGAUUCCAUUAUCAUUGCUGACAGUGUGUCAUUUUUAGAAAUGUUUUUCAUGUUUCGUAUUUUUGAAAUAUUUUCUAUUUUUAUACUGGAAUGGCGUUUGUUAUCAGUAUUUUAUUCAUAUUACUACGGGGCUCCAGUUUUCGAUCUUUUAGUAGCCUAUGUUUGUAUGAAGGCAUGAUAGUUUUCUAUGCAGGUUUUGUAACUUCAUGAAGGUUUUGUAACUUCAUGCAGGUUUUGUAACUUCAUGCAGGUUUUGUAACUUCCAUCAGCCACUUACAAACUGUACGUAAACAAACAA
Molecule: messenger RNA, 3961 nt
Organism: Rhopilema esculentum
Lineage: Eukaryota; Metazoa; Cnidaria; Scyphozoa; Rhizostomeae; Rhizostomatidae
Product: KH domain-containing, RNA-binding, signal transduction-associated protein 2
Biological process (GO): regulation of alternative mRNA splicing, via spliceosome
Cellular component (GO): nucleus
Molecular function (GO): mRNA binding
Source: RefSeq, a predicted model, not a curated record